CCUAAACAAAGUAUUUAUGGUUAAAGGUAUCCUAAGCAAGACAUACACAUCAUAUAAACCUUUUUUUUAUUUUUCAUAUUAUUAACAAAGGUUUUAGCUAACACUAAGGUCUAUGUUUAUCCAUUCAUAUCUGAGGAGGAGAUCGAUAGAUAUUCUGUACAUUUAAAGUAUAUAUUCUUAUUGUUGUCAUCAAUUAAUAAUGUACUUAUUUAUAAUCUUAACUAGGCGUUUAGAAGACAAAACAAAUACAUCAAUAACAUUUAAUUUUGAUGAAAGAUAUUUCGACAUUACAGGUUCAGAUCAGGAAGAAUGUUCCAAAGCUGAACAAAUAAUAUGUCAAAAUCUUUUAUCUCGUUUCAAUGAAAAAAUUGAUUCCAAUUACAUGCAAGGAACAUUUGAAGACAUGUCAAGUUUAUGCAAACAUGUUCAAAUGAUUAAUGAGAACCCUUCCACACCUAUACCGUAUCAUCUAAAAAUUAAUGGAUCAGUACGCUUGUUUGAAGAAUCGGAUGACGAACCAGCUUUUAGCGAUCAUAUACCUGAUCAAAAUGAAGAUUAUAAUAACGAUGAAAAUGAGGGAAUAAUCAGCCAAAUAUUUGUUAUUUCGCCUAAAAUAAAGAAUAUUAACAGUUUCUUAAAUGGGCCUCCACAGCAUAAUAUGUUGUCUGCUGAUUAUAUAAGUAUUAUUUCAGACAUGACAGGCGCCUCAUGUUCACUUAAUGAACGUAACAUACGUAUUACUGGAACUGAAAAUGUUGUCAAAAAUGCUUAUAAUAGAUUUCAUGUGUUACAAAAGACUUUUAUUGGACAACUAAAGACUAAUAUUAGUGCAUGCAUCCAUUAUCCAACUUUAUCUAAUCAUUAUGGUCUUUAUUUUUGUAACCUGCGCAAUUAUAAACAUAAAAACUUUGUACAUUUACAAUUGGAUUAUGAUGAUGAUGAUGUAUCUAAUCUUUAUGUCAUGUUACCAAUAUUCAGAAAUCCAAGGACAAAUGAAUAUGAUCCACCAAAAGAUAUGAUUACUCUAAAUUCAUACUAUCAAUUUCGGAAAAGAGAAGAGCAAAUAAAAAAGGAAAAAAUAAUGGAGUUAAACAAUACAAUGAAUGAGCUAGCUAUAGCCACUAACACUGUUAAAUCAAAAUGCCAAGUACGGUCGUCUUCUUCUUCUUCCAAUUUUUCUAUUCAAUCAGAUUCACCACCGAAACCAAAUUCUAUUCAGUUAACAGAAAUUACUACAGAAUUAUACAGAAUGCCAGAGUGGGGAAUGGAUCGUAAUUUCACUUCUGUUUAUAAUACUGGUAAAUUGGAAUAUUUAAGUUCUGAACGACUUGCUCGUGCAUUUACACCACCACCUCCACCACCAUCAUCAUCAAUACCUCUCUCAGCUGAUAUUACACUAUUAUUAAAAGACUUUCCAGCAUUAACAUCUACUUCGAGACCUUCCUCACCUACUUCUACUGCCUCUUCUACUAGCAGUAAGAGCAAAUAUAAACCAAAAUUAAACUUGGAUAAGCCUAAGGCGCGUAGAGUAAUGCGAAUUAUACCUCAAAAAGCAGCAGCGACUCAUAUGUCCAUGCCAGCACGUAUUUUAAUGGAUAGGGUGAAGAAUUAUAAUUAUAAUACUAUUAGAGAUUCGUUGGUCACCGGAUUAGAGUCGGUAAGAGGAUUCAAAGGAGAAAUAAGAUUAUCUGCAAAAAUCGGUAAAGUGUUAUGGAAUGUAAAAAGACCAGAGGUUCUUGGAAAAGUAUGGGAAUAUGAAGAAAUUAAAGAUAUUGUCAUGAAAGAAUUAGGUACAGCUCCAAAAUUCACUAAAAUGACUACCAUGGAUGAAGAAAUUAUUAGCCUUAUAGUUUCCAAUGCAUUGAGUACAGCACCCUAUAAUAAAACGUCUAUUUAUGAAUUUCAUUGUGCAGCACGUAAUCAACCUAAUGGACGCUAUAAGCCUGUCAUUUUAUAUAUGAACGAAGGGAUACUUGAUAUACGAAAAGUAGCUAUAAAUGAGAAAAAAGUAACAGAAAUAAAUUGGGUGUCAUUGGAUCGAAAAUAUGAUUUUCAACUUUCGUUAACUACUAAACAAUUAAUUAGAAGUGAUGUAAAACCCUUUACGACAUUCAAUAAAUGGAUAUCGAUUAGCCCUAUCACGCGUUUAAUGUCAUUUCAAAAUGUGCCAAAGUUUUUAACCGUAGAGCACGUCAUAUUAAAACAAACAACUCGAUACAGAAGUGUAUUCCCUUUUAUUGUCGAAGUGACUCGGGUUGAAAGAUUGUGUAUGAUCCCUGUUCCUGGUACACAAAAAAUCAAUGCACAACCUGGAAAAGGAGAGGCCUGGUACGACUUUGAAAUAAUUAAUACGCUUUAUAAUACACAUUUUAAGGCAAACUUGGACUUGGAAAUUGGGGAUGAAGCGCCUUGGACAGUAGAAGAUAUUUUACAAACGGGAACAUCCAUGGAUAUUAUUAAUAGCUUUGUUAAAUGUUUAUUAACGCAUAUUGAAAAGAUUGAAAAUGGAUUUAAAGAAUAGUUUUUUUUUUUAUCUUAUUUUAUUAUCAUUUUUAUUAUUUAGCUUAUACUUUAAUACCCUUCUUUUUUCUUUUUUUUUGAAGAAAAAAAAAUAGCUGUAACAAUAUGUCAAUAAAGGUUCUUUUUUUCUUUCUUUUUUUCUUGAUAAUAAAAAGUUUCUUAAUAAAAUAGAGCCUAUAAUUAUCAUCUGAAAGCCAGCAAUAGCAACGAUCAAUAAAUUCUGAAUAUAGAUCACAGUACGAUAGAAAGUCAAUAGACUAAAUAUAAACAUAUACAAAUACAUAUUUAUAUACAGUGUUUACUUGUACUGAGUAUUCACUUAUUUGUCCAUUUCUAUAUUGUGCA
Cokeromyces recurvatus is the source of this 2865-nucleotide messenger RNA. RefSeq lists its product as uncharacterized. The transcript is spliced from 9 exons. The coding region runs from base 200 to 2521 and encodes 773 amino acids. The record is from RefSeq and is a predicted model, not a curated record. Lineage: Eukaryota; Fungi; Mucoromycota; Mucoromycetes; Mucorales; Mucoraceae.